AUGGAGAACAUUAUAUCUUGUGCUGCAGACGGUGCUCCAGUGAUGAUGGGCAAGAAAAAUGGAGUUUUAAAAUUAUUGAAAGACGACAAUCCCCAAAUGUUGUUAGUGCAUUGUGUUAUUCAUAGACAGAAUUUAGUUUCCAAAAAAGUUUCCCCUGUUCUAAACGAGACAUUGAAUGCAGUUAUUCAAUGCAUCAACACUAUAAAAGCUAAUGCCAAAUGUGAGCGUCUUUUCAAACAAUUUUGCAAGGAUCAAAAUGCAGACUGUGUAAGAUUAUUACUUCAUACUGAUGUAAGGUGGUUAUCAAAUGGGAAUUGCCUGAAAAGAUUCAUGGAAUUAUUUGAUAUUCUUAGUGAGUUCUUGGAUGACAAACCUUAUAUGACUCUGUUACUGACAGUUGAUGGUAAAGCACUUGUCAGUUAUUUAGCAGAUAUAUUUGAAAAACUCAAUGUCUUAAAUAAGGAGCUCCAAGGAACAAAUAUGACUCUUGUUAAUUCAAAGGCCAAGAUAUUUGGCUUUAUAUCAUUUCUGGAAUUAUCCCAAGAAAAUAUUUCUGUCAAAAAAUUUGAACAAUUUUAUUGGCUGAAUAAAUGCGAGGUAACAGAUGCUACUUGUCUUGUUAUUGUGGAGCACUUAAAAAUAAUGGUAAGCGAUUUCAACUUCAGAUUUUCUGAUUUCAAAGAAAUUAAUUAUCCAUCUUGGAUGACUCAGCCAUUGCUAGUGGAUCUGUCAGAUGUAACCAUGGAGUAUCAAGGAGAACUUUCAGAAUUACAAAAUGAUGACUCGAUUAAAGCCCUGUUCAAAAUAAAAGGAACAAUGAUGUGGCUCUGUGAAGAAGAACAAGCUAAAUAUCCAAAUACAAGUAGUUUGGCAAGAAAACUACUGUUACCAUUCCCAUCGUCAUACUUAGUGGAAUGUGGAUUUAGUGCUGUGAAUGACAUAUUACUGAAGAAAAGAAACCGACUGGAUAUCACUAAACGAGGCGACUUGAGAUUGAAAUUAACAAAAUUUCUGCCUCGGAUAAAAUCUCUUUGCAGUAGACAUCAGGCUCAAGGGUCUCAUUAA
This is a messenger RNA of Homarus americanus (American lobster), 1065 nucleotides long. Its product is annotated as SCAN domain-containing protein 3-like. The transcript has a single exon. The record is from RefSeq and is a predicted model, not a curated record. The coding region runs from base 1 to 1065 and encodes 354 amino acids. NCBI's taxonomy places the organism in Eukaryota, Metazoa, Arthropoda, Malacostraca, Decapoda, Nephropidae.